This is a messenger RNA of Gamsiella multidivaricata, 465 nucleotides long. RefSeq lists its product as uncharacterized. Bases 152 to 328 code for a protein of 58 amino acids. Lineage: Eukaryota; Fungi; Mortierellomycota; Mortierellomycetes; Mortierellales; Mortierellaceae. The record is from RefSeq and is a predicted model, not a curated record. The transcript has 2 exons.
CCACUGGACCCAGUUUUUUUGUUCUUUUUGCCACACACACACACACACACAUGUCAAUGCAACAAAGAGGGAAAGAGACCGACAGAGAACCUCCAACCUGGCUACCCUUCUUCCUCGUGGCAGCGACAAUGGCAAAAUAUGAGCGUGGCCAAUGAUGAGACUGCGGCAAAUGGUGGUCGCCGCGGUCAUGGGAGCUGGCCAAUGCCCUUUGACACAGUACGGGAGGAGACAGAGUACACCUACACAUCUACACAUACACAUAUGCCAUUGCAGCACAACAAACAAUCAGAGUCAUGACCAUCUGCCUGUCAGCCAGUCUUGUUGUUGAUGAUGAUGUUGUUGUUGUUGCUGCUGUCGCUGUUUGUCAAAGGGAGGAUGUCAUCGUCGUUGAGGGCAGUCAAGGACAACCAAGGACAACCAAAGACAACCAAGGACAAUCAAGGACAAACAAGGGACAGCCAUCUU